Hemibagrus wyckioides is the source of this 840-nucleotide messenger RNA. RefSeq names its product serine/threonine-protein kinase pim-1-like. Gene Ontology annotation, cellular component: cytoplasm. NCBI's taxonomy places the organism in Eukaryota, Metazoa, Chordata, Actinopteri, Siluriformes, Bagridae. The transcript has 5 exons. The record is from RefSeq and is a predicted model, not a curated record. Gene Ontology annotation, molecular function: protein serine/threonine kinase activity; ATP binding. Bases 1 to 840 code for a protein of 279 amino acids. Gene Ontology annotation, biological process: negative regulation of apoptotic process; protein autophosphorylation; regulation of mitotic cell cycle.
AUGCAUCGCUACAGAGUUCUUCAGAUUCCCUCAGUGUUUGAGCAGCAUCACCUCCUCAGGGCUUGUGAUGUGAGUGCAGAGGAGAAGUUUGAGUCACUCUACACUGUGGACAAUCUGCUGGGGAGAGGAGCCUUUGGUUCUGUCUUCGCUGGAGUGCGUAAGAAGGACGGGAAAAUGGUUGCCCUUAAAUUUGAGGCCAAAGGUCCCCGCAAUAAAUUCAUCACCAUCCCUGGAGAGACACGCAGCCUGCCUUUGGAGGUUGCGUUAAUGGAGAUGGUGUCCAGGCCUCCUCGUUGUGAGAACGUGGUGGAGAUGCUGGAAUGGUUUGAGAUGUCUGAUAAAUUCGUCUUGGUGCUGGAGCGACCCGUCCCCUGCAUGAACCUCGAGAAAUAUUAUGAACAUAAUGGAUAUGGCUUGUCUGAAGUAAUAUCUCAGACGAUCAUGAGGCAGGUGGUUCGAGCUGCUAAGCACUGCUGUGAUUGUGGAGUUUUCCAUCGCGACAUCAAGCCUGAGAAUAUUCUCAUCAAUCCGGACACUCUGGAGGUGAAGCUGAUCGACUUUGGCUGUGGGGAUUUGAUGAAGGACGAGGUGUACACCAGUUUUUCUGGAACUCCAGCUUACUGCCCUCCUGAGUGGAUACGCAACAAUGAGUAUUUAGCUGUUCCUGCUACUGUCUGGAGUCUGGGUGUAGUCCUGUAUGAGAUACUCAGUGGAAACCUGCCUUUCUACAGUGAGCAGGAGAUUAGUGUUGCUUGUGUGCCACUACUUUCUGGUUUGUCUGAAGGUGAGAAAAUCAGAAACAUCACAUUUCUACCUCUAGAACAAAACUGUAACACUUAA